Messenger RNA from Caenorhabditis briggsae, 2259 nucleotides. The transcript has 7 exons. Gene Ontology annotation, molecular function: ATP binding; nucleic acid binding; RNA helicase activity. The record is from RefSeq and is a predicted model, not a curated record. Lineage: Eukaryota; Metazoa; Nematoda; Chromadorea; Rhabditida; Rhabditidae. The annotation marks the transcript as partial.
AUGGAAAUCGACGAAUCGGACGAUGAACAAGUCAACGACGAGGCAGUCACAGUACGAAAGAAGAAGAAAAUCGCCAACGCGGCAGAGGAAUUCGCACAGGACUUCGUUUUUGAGUCGGAUUCGCUUUAUGUGGAUAGAGAGACGGAGGACUUGCAAAAGUAUCUGAAAAAGCAGAAUCCAACGAGUCUCGAUGAGAAAAUUGCGGAAAUGAGGAAGUUGAAGAACACUGGAAAAGCUGUGAUCGUUGACAACGAGGCUGACGACGUGGAAAUCAACGAAGACGACGACGUUCAACAGUUGGGUGGAAAAGAGACGAGGGAUACUGUAAGAGAGAAGAAGAAGGCGGGAAAAUCGAGAAAAGUCGCCGACGGUGAUGAUUUCUUCUCGGCACUCAUCGAUGGAAAAUCGCUGGAUACCAAUGUGAACGUCUCCUUUGAGCAGAUGAAUCUGAGUAGACAGAUUCUGAAGGCGUGCGCUGGAGCAGGCUAUUCGGAUCCCACACCCAUUCAACAGGCGUGUAUUCCGGUAGCCUUGACUGGAAAGGACAUUUGCGCUUGCGCCGCCACUGGUACCGGAAAAACCGCUGCCUUCGUACUCCCAAUCCUUGAACGUAUGAUCUACCGUCCAAAAGGAGCCAGCUGCACUCGUGUGCUCGUCUUGGUGCCAACUCGUGAGCUGGCGAUUCAAGUUUUUCAAGUUUUCCGAAAACUGUCGACUUUCAUCCAACUGGAAGUUUGUUUGUGUGCAGGAGGAUUGGAUCUGAAAGCUCAAGAAGCCGCCCUUCGUUCUGGACCAGAUGUCGUCGUCGCCACGCCAGGACGUCUUAUUGAUCAUUUGCACAACUCGCCGAGCUUCAAUUUGGCAUCUAUUGAGGUAUUUUUGAGCCUAGAAAAGGAAAAAUUCAGAAAUUCGGAAAUUCAGGAAUCCAAAAAUUUGAAAGUUCUCGUGCUCGACGAAGCCGACCGUAUGCUCGAAGAAGCGUUCCGUGACCAAAUGAACGAACUGAUCCGUCUGUGCGCCGAAAACCGUCAAACCCUUCUUUUCUCCGCAACAAUGACCGAGGAAAUCGACGAACUCGCUUCGAUGUCUCUCAAGAAACCCGUGAAAAUCUUCAUCAACGAAAAUACAGACACCGCUUUGAAGCUCCGUCAAGAGUUCAUUCGUAUUCGUGCCGGAAGAGAGACAGAUCGAGAAUCAAUGGUGGCUGCUCUGGUGACAAGAACCUUCCAAACCAAUACAAUCGUUUUUGUUCGAACCAAAAAAGACUGUCAGCGAAUGCAAAUUCUUUUGGGCCUCCUUGGAAUCAAAGUGGGUCAAAUGCAGUCCAGUUUGACGCAGGGACAACGUAUCGAAUCGCUGUCAAAGUUCAAAAAAGGAGAGAUAGAUGUCUUAGUCUCCACUGAUCUCGCUUCUCGAGGUCUUGAUAUCGAAGGCGUCCAAACUGUUAUCAAUAUGAAUAUGCCGAAAUCCAUCAAACAGUACAUUCAUCGUGUCGGACGUACGGCGCGUGCUGGAAAAGCGGGAAGAUCGAUUUCACUGGUGGGAGAGGAGGAGAGAAAGCUGCUCAAAGAGAUUGUGAAUUCCAAUGCGGAUAGAACUCUAAAACAGCGUCUUGUGGCACCAGAAGUCGUUGAGGCUUACAGAAGACGGAUUGAUGAGUUGGAGGAGACGAUUCAGCAGAUUGACGAGGAGGAUCGCGCUGAGAAGGAGUUGAGAAUCGCUGAGGCGUCGAUGGCGAAGACUCAGCAAGCGUUGGAAGCCGUGGAGAAUGGUGGAGCCGUGCAGGAGAAGAGGGUUUGGAUGAUGAAGGAGAGUCAAGUUGAGAAGCAACGAAAACGCGAUGAGAAGCGUCAAAUGAAGAUCGAGGCCAAGAAGAAGGCGCACGCCGCCAAGUCUCCAGAAGACAUUGCCGCUGAGCACGAAGCCGCGUUCCACGUUCGAUCGGCGAAACGCGCACGUCUCUCCAAGAAUCGCAAGAUCCGCGCCGUCGUUGAGUCGACUGGAAAUGGUGGUGCCAAAGGAAAAGGAGCCGGUGGUCUUCAGAAGAAAUCCAACGCCAAAUCGUCACUUCGUGACAUUCCACUUGUUAAUGUGGGCGCUCGUGGCGUUCAGAAGUCGAAGACGGCAUUCGGAGGAGGAAAGGGAUUCACAUCGGCACUGGCUUCAGUGUCUCGGAAAUCUGUGAAGGCCGCCCGUCACGGACCAGAAGACUCGAAAUUCCAGAAGGCUCGUGUCGCGCAUCGUAUGAAGACCAAGAAG